Mangifera indica (mango) is the source of this 1724-nucleotide messenger RNA. RefSeq names its product probable inactive purple acid phosphatase 28. Gene Ontology annotation, molecular function: hydrolase activity, acting on ester bonds. Gene Ontology annotation, cellular component: cytoplasm. The coding region runs from base 134 to 1360 and encodes 408 amino acids. The transcript is spliced from 4 exons. Lineage: Eukaryota; Viridiplantae; Streptophyta; Magnoliopsida; Sapindales; Anacardiaceae. The record is from RefSeq and is a predicted model, not a curated record.
UUGAUGAAUAAAAUUAGAAACAGUAAGUCAAUCAGCUGCAACUUCCAUUAAACAUUGGAACCCCUCAUUUCUAACAACACCUCAUUACAAAUUGCGUAGCCCAAAUUUCUUGGGCGUAUACCUGAAAUCAUCCAUGGCAGCAAUCUCUAUGCUCUCCCUACUCUACCUUACUUCAAUCCUCGCUUUUCUUCAUUUUCUUGACAUCAAAAUUUCACAAAAAUUACUAAUAAGCCAUGGCAAUCACAAAGUUCGCCUGAAGAAAAACCCAGAUCUUCCUCUCCGGUUUCGUCACGAUGGUACCUUCAAAAUCCUUCAGGUAGCUGAUAUGCAUUAUGGAAUGGGGGUGAUAACUCGGUGCAGAGACGUGAUGAGCAGUGAGUUCGACUUCUGUUCUGAUCUAAACACUACUCAUUUUCUUAAGAGGAUGAUUGAAGAUGAGAAGCCAGAUUUCAUCGCCUUUAAUGGUGAUAAUAUAUUUGGAGCUAGCACAACUGAUGCUGCUGAAUCCAUGAUGAAAGCCUUUGGUCCUGCUAUGGAAUCUGGACUUCCAUGGGCUGCAGUUUUAGGAAAUCACGACCAAGAAUCCACUAUGAACCGUGAAGAAUUGAUGUACUUUAUCUCCCUUAUGGAUUAUUCAGUAGCACAAACCAACCCUGCCAAAGAAAGCAUGAAAGAAAAUAUUGAUGGCUUUGGAAAUUAUGACUUGAAUGUAUAUGGUCCUCCAGGUUCCCAUUUGGCAAACAGCAGCCUUCUCAAUCUUUUUUUUCUUGACAGUGGGGAUAGAGAAAUUGUUCAAGGAGUUCGAACUUAUGGCUGGAUUAAGGAAUCUCAACUUCAUUGGCUUCACAAAGUUUCUGAGGGAUUGCAGUUCCCACAAGGGAAGUUUUGUAGAUUUAGAUUUAGUGGUCAUACACUAACAGGGCAAAAUCAGGAUUCCAGUUACUUGCCAGGAUGUCAGACUCCAGCUUUGGCUUUUUUCCAUAUUCCAAUCCCAGAAAUUCGACAGCUGUACUACCAAAAGAUUACAGGCCAAUUUCAGGAGGCCGUGGCUUGUUCAUUCAUAAAUACAGGGGUGCUAAAAAGUUUUGUAGCCAUGGGAAAUGUGAAGGCUGUUUUCAUAGGCCAUGACCACAAGAAUGACUUCUGUGGGAAUAUUGCUGGUAUUUGGUUUUGUUAUGGUGGAGGCUUUGGAUACCAUGGGUAUGGAAAGGCCGGAUGGCCCAGAAGAGCAAGAGUUAUAUUAGCAGAACUUGGGAAGGGUGAGUUUGCCUGGAUGGGAGUGGAAAGGAUUAAGACAUGGAAACGUCUUGAUGAUGAGAAGCUAAGCAAGAUUGAUGAACAAGUUCUAUGGCAAACAUGACCAGCAAGAUAAGUGAGUCCAGCUAUUUGAAAUUUUGCCUUAACUCUCAAGAUGAUUGUGCAUAUCCUUUUUGGGGUGUUGUUAGUUGUUGUUAAUGUUGUCAUUAUUUUGAGAAGAAAUGGGCUUGUGCUUCUUGCCAGUAAGGUCUCAGUUAUGCCUUUCUGCAAGUAGUAAAGUCCUUUCUGAUUCUUAUAGAAAGUUUACUGUGAGACACCCAGCUCUAAAGUCAUUUAGAGUUAGCAAAAUAAUAGGAAAGUGUAACUGAUUACUUGAAUUUUCAGCCUUGUGCUUGAGAUCUGUAAGAAAGUUUCAUAUAGUUGUUUAGAAAUCUUAACAUGAAAGAGGUAUCUCCUUUUUUUCGAAA